Messenger RNA from Tigriopus californicus, 1095 nucleotides. RefSeq names its product isopentenyl-diphosphate Delta-isomerase 1-like (gene Idi). Bases 287 to 1024 code for a protein of 245 amino acids. Gene Ontology annotation, cellular component: cytoplasm. The record is from RefSeq and is a predicted model, not a curated record. The transcript has 2 exons. Gene Ontology annotation, molecular function: isopentenyl-diphosphate delta-isomerase activity. Gene Ontology annotation, biological process: isopentenyl diphosphate biosynthetic process; isoprenoid biosynthetic process. NCBI's taxonomy places the organism in Eukaryota, Metazoa, Arthropoda, Copepoda, Harpacticoida, Harpacticidae.
CUUCGGUCAUAUCCGUCAUAUCCUUCUGCCUCACAAUCGCCGUGUCCUCGUCGUAGAAAACGGAGCCAACCAACCCAUCCACUGAUUUACCUAUCCUGAAGUCCACAAGUAUCGAAAAACAAAGACGCAGUCAGCUGAUGGUCACCCGUUCAUGGCCAAGGACUCUUGCCAAUGUUCUCGGGUUGAAUCGGUUGAAUCGACCGUCCGUCCGUCCGUCCGUCCGGUCCCUCCGGUCCCUCCGGUCCCUCCGCACUGAUCGGGUGGUAGUAGCCUUGAUUCCACCCACAUGAUUCGGAAGAGUGUUAUGCUCUCUCUGAACCCGGGAAAAUGCCUCGCCUCAACGCUCUCGCCCAAAAUUGAUCCAGUCCAAGAAAAGUUACUAGAGGAGCGAUGCAUCCUUGUGGACGAGAAUGAUCGCAAAAUUGGAUCGGAUUCCAAACGAAAUUGCCACACCCUCGAUGAUCGAGGCCAAAGUCCGCUUCAUAGAGCCUUUUCUUUAUUCAUUUUCAACGAGAACAACGAAAUACUAAUGCAACAAAGAUCCGAUGACAAGAUAACUUUUCCCGGGUUAUGGACCAACACGUGUUGUAGCCACCCCUUGGCCGUGCCCGAAGAACAAGAUGUCAGUAAUGAAGCUAUUGGUGUUCGGCGGGCUGCACAACGAAGAGUUUUGAGCGAACUGGGGAUUCUACCCGAACAUUGUCCCAUUGAAAAGAUGGUGUACUUGACUCGCAUCCUGUAUUCGGCUCCUUCACAAUGUGGACAAUGGGGCGAGAACGAGCUCGAUUAUAUUUUGUUCUUGAAGGCGAAAACUCUGAAGUUUGAGCCCAAUCCGAAUGAAGUGAAAGAAGUGAUGUUUAUGAAAGCCAAUCAGUUAGACGAUUUUAUUCAGGAUCGGCCGAACCUCACCCCUUGGUUUGCUCUGUUGGCACGAUCUUUCUUACCGAAAUGGUGGGCUGGUGUAGAAACCAUCGAGCAAUUCAAAGACCAUACCAGUAUACACAAGUUCCCAUCGAAAAGCUAGCUGUUACUUUUGCAUAUUAUACCUUUGUACAGUACAUUCUCCAAUAAAAGUCUAGUAUUUUCAAGCCAUAA